AUUUUAAAUUCAUGAUACAAUUGCAGCUUUAAUGGAGGCAUACUAGUUUUGUUAUAUGAACCAUCAUCCUACGAUCCAUGCAACUAUGAACAAAGAGAAUAGAUCUUCCGAAGUCAUAGGCCCCACAGUGCGAGUCACACGAGCUCGGGCUAAAGCCUUUGGCUCUUCAGGAGGAUUGCCACCUUCGUAUCCUUCAACCAAACAGGAUGGGAAACGGGUUUUGCAAACAAACUCCAAAAGAGCAGCAUCUGACGAGAACAAACCUGGUGCAAGUUCCUCUGCAUUUUCUCAGCAUAAGAAGAGGGCCGUUCUAAAAGAAGUAACUAACAUACUCUGUGAAAAUUCAUACAGAAACUGCAUUAAUGCAACAAAAGUUCAGCUUAGCAAACUGGAUAGAAGAGGCACUGCGAGAAAAAAUGCAAGGGUGGCACAUGCUGUUUCUUUUAAAGAGUCUCAGGUUCCAGAGGAUAGAAGAGAAAACAUAACAGAAGAGAUUAAUGCAGUACAGGUGGAGGAAUCACAAGAUAAUUGCUUCCCUGUAAAUUUCAAAGAGUUAGUAACAGUUCAACCUAGUGAAUUUGUCAGCUCAACGGAAAAACAAAAUUCUAGAGAAAGCAGAUUCUGGAGUAAACAAGAAAACAUGGAUAAUGUGGGCAUUAUGGAUAUAGAUUCAAAACACAAGGAUCCACUGAUGUGCAGCAUGUAUGCCCCUGAUAUAUAUAGAAAUUUGCACGCAACGGAGUUUGACUGGAGGCCUUCUGGCAAUUAUAUGGAAAAGCUGCAGCAAGACAUCAACCCAGGCAUGCGAGGGAUACUGAUUGAUUGGCUUGUGGAGGUUUCUGAAGAGUAUAGGCUGGUCCCAGACACACUUUACCUCACUGUAAAUCUUCUUGAUCGGUUCCUGUCUGAAAACUAUAUUGAAAAGCAGAAAUUGCAAUUGCUUGGUGUAACUUGCAUGCUAAUUGCUUCAAAAUAUGAAGAAAUAUGCGCACCUCGUGUGGAAGAGUUUUGCUUUAUAACAGACAAUACCUACACAAAAGAAGAGGUGGUGAAAAUGGAAAGUCGUGUUUUGAACUUUUUGGGUUUUCAAUUAUCUGUUCCCACUACAAAGAAGUUCCUUAGGAGAUUCAUUCAAGCAGCACAAGUUUCAUAUGAGGUUCCAUCUGUUGAACUGGAAUUCUUGGCAAAUUAUUUAGCAGAGUUAACACUAACCGAGUACAGUCUCCUGGAGUUUCUUCCAUCCCUGGUUGCUGCAUCUGCUGUAUUUCUAGCCAGAUGGACUCUAGAUCAAUCAGACCAUCCAUGGAAUUCGACUCUGGAGCAUUACACCAACUACAAGGCAUCGGAGAUGAAAAUCACUGUUCUCGUGUUGCAAGACUUGCAGCUAAACACUCAUGGAUGCAAGUUGCCAGCAAUACGUGAAAAAUAUAAACAAUCUAAGUUCAAGUGUGUGUCUACUCUCAGCUCUCCAAAACCCGUUCAAUCACUUUUCUAGCAUAAUCAAUUUUCCUAGUCGAUGACCAGAUGCAAUAGCUACAAAUGACAUUUUGCUUCUCAGAGAUGCUCUCGUACCGAUGCUAGAAUCCUCCAGUCUUCAUUUUAUUCUCUCAUGCUUACUGAUGUUGGGAAAAUGCCAGUAUAUCAACUGACACAUAGCUGGACACCAUGGAACGCACUUCCAUUCUUUAUUCAUUCAUCUUGCAAAUUCGUACCGAUGUUCAGUUCUGAUGGCACUGAAGCUUUGUAAAAUGAAGAUGUAAAGGAGAGAAUGAUGUUGGCUAGUUAAUUUGUAAGAGGUGUUUUUAGCAUAUUUUAGCAGACUCAGACCUUUAUAAUUUCUAGUCAACUUAUUCCAGACCAGCUACUUGCUGGGCAUUAGGCCUUAGCUAUUUAAAGAUCCUUUCUGUAUAAAUACUCAAAAUGCUGUGUAACUUUCUAAUUUAUCAAUGAAAUAAAUGAUUUUUAAUGCU
Olea europaea var. sylvestris is the source of this 1970-nucleotide messenger RNA. Its product is annotated as cyclin-A2-1-like. Gene Ontology annotation, biological process: mitotic cell cycle phase transition; regulation of cyclin-dependent protein serine/threonine kinase activity. The transcript is spliced from 11 exons. Bases 56 to 1495 code for a protein of 479 amino acids. The record is from RefSeq and is a predicted model, not a curated record. Gene Ontology annotation, molecular function: cyclin-dependent protein serine/threonine kinase regulator activity. NCBI's taxonomy places the organism in Eukaryota, Viridiplantae, Streptophyta, Magnoliopsida, Lamiales, Oleaceae. Gene Ontology annotation, cellular component: cyclin-dependent protein kinase holoenzyme complex; cytoplasm; nucleus.